This is a messenger RNA of Pleurotus ostreatus (oyster mushroom), 486 nucleotides long. RefSeq lists its product as uncharacterized. The transcript is spliced from 2 exons. NCBI's taxonomy places the organism in Eukaryota, Fungi, Basidiomycota, Agaricomycetes, Agaricales, Pleurotaceae. The record is from RefSeq and is a predicted model, not a curated record. Bases 1 to 486 code for a protein of 161 amino acids.
AUGAAGAAGGGCAACGAACCUUGGAGCUCAAGUCGAGUGUCACGCACUCGAGGCCGCCCCACAACGCCACCUUCAACGCCAGUGAAUGUCGACGACAACGACGAUGAAAGGAGCUACAGCGAGAUGGCGUCGACGUCCCCCGAAAGCCGGCUCCUCUCGCCUUUGGUUGGCGAAGGUGGCGCCAGAAAGGUCGGGAUGAUGUCGAAGAUGGACAUCGAUGGCGGGGAUCCAGAACCCGAUGCCGACGCCGAUGGGUCUGGUGACGGCGACAGUGAUGGACCAGAAGAAGACGGAGAUGCGCUAAGGGAGUUGGCCGAGAUCGCAGGCGUUGCUGAUGAUAUUGGCAGUAAAGAAGCAGAAGCGGGAGAAGAGGAGUCGACGCAGACGCUGAAGCGGAGGCAGAAGAUUCAGAAGCGGAUCUACUGGAGGCGGUUGAUGCUGCUGAGGCCAACAGCAGCAACUCGAGUGCCGGUGGUUCUUGGAUGA